UUUUUUUUUUUUUUUUAAGGAGAACUUCAUUAACACAAACUGUACCUGAAGACCCGGCCAGCAAAAAAAACAAACAACACAACUUACAUAUUAACAAAUUUACACCAAUCCUCCUAACCAAAAGAACCCUUCUAGCCCUAAGAAACUAGACGAUUUAACUUCGCUAAAGACCUCUUCAACUCCGUUACUCUUACCAUUAAAUCUGAGAUCGUUUCUGACCUUCCACAAAAAGCAAUAAUAAUACCCUUCAGCGCCGACACCUUAAACCAAGCCCUAAGGUUUAGACCAUCUAUCUAUCUAUCUAUCUGUAUAUAAAUGGAACAAAUUUUCCACGCUCGUGAACUAACUAACUAACUAACUGCAUUUGUUUGUUUGUUUGUUUGGGCCGGUGGUUAUUUAUUUGUUUGGUUCCAGUAAACUAAACUAAAGGUUGGUUGGUGUUUGGACUAAAUUGACUUUUCCUUACUUGGGACUAAAGACGUGCAAACAAAAAGUUUCUUUCAGGGACUAUCGUGCAAAAUAACCAAUCAAUUAUUUAUUAUUCCAUUUGCAUUGCAUUUCGUAACAAACAAACACGCCCAGAAGAAAGCAAACCCUAACCCUAAAAUCUCAUCAUCAUCCAAUCCAAUCCAAUGGGACAAGCGGAGAAACUGAUGAACCAGAUCAUGGAGUUGAAGUUCACGGCAAAGAGCCUGCAACGGCAAGCCAGAAAAUGCGAAAAAGACGAGAAAUCGGAGAAACUCAAAGUCAAAAAAGCGAUCGAGAAAGGUAACAUGGACGGAGCCCGAAUCUACGCCGAAAACGCCAUCCGGAAACGUAACGAGCAGAUGAAUUACCUCCGGCUAGCCUCUCGGCUUGAUGCGGUUGUAGCGCGGCUUGAUACGCAGGCGAAAAUGAACACCAUUAGUAAGUCGAUGGGAUCCAUUGUGAAAUCGCUUGAAUCCACGCUAGCUACAGGUAAUUUGCAGAAGAUGUCGGAGACAAUGGACCAGUUUGAGCGACAGUUUGUGAACAUGGAGGUGCAGGCUGAGUUUAUGGAGAGUUCAAUGGCAGGAAGCACUUCGUUAUCGACUCCGGAAGGUGAGGUUAACAGUUUGAUGCAGCAAGUAGCGGAUGAUUACGGUCUGGAGGUUUCUGUCGGUUUGCCGCAACCUGCUGCACAUGCUGUGCCGACUAAGAAUGCCGAAAAGGUUGAUGAGGAUGAUCUGUCUAGGCGCCUUGCGGAACUUAAAGCGCGCGGGUAAACGAAGCUGUUUGUAUGAGGCCUGAUUACUGUUUAUGUCUGUUUUAUAAAUAUAUCUGCAUACUAGCUGAUGAUGGCACUAUAAUGCAUUUUAAUUACCACUGGUUGUCUGCUAUGUUGAAGAUAAAAAUGUGUUCAUAACUGUAUCCAUAUAUAUUAUAUUACUGUUUGUGUGUUU
Messenger RNA from Helianthus annuus (common sunflower), 1421 nucleotides. RefSeq names its product ESCRT-related protein CHMP1B. NCBI's taxonomy places the organism in Eukaryota, Viridiplantae, Streptophyta, Magnoliopsida, Asterales, Asteraceae. The record is from RefSeq and is a predicted model, not a curated record. Gene Ontology annotation, cellular component: ESCRT III complex; multivesicular body. The transcript is spliced from 2 exons. Gene Ontology annotation, biological process: late endosome to vacuole transport; protein transport; endosome transport via multivesicular body sorting pathway. The coding region runs from base 633 to 1244 and encodes 203 amino acids.